This is a messenger RNA of Phialemonium atrogriseum, 1844 nucleotides long. RefSeq names its product benzoate 4-monooxygenase cytochrome P450. The record is from RefSeq and is a predicted model, not a curated record. NCBI's taxonomy places the organism in Eukaryota, Fungi, Ascomycota, Sordariomycetes, Cephalothecales, Cephalothecaceae. The transcript is spliced from 5 exons. Gene Ontology annotation, molecular function: iron ion binding; oxidoreductase activity, acting on paired donors, with incorporation or reduction of molecular oxygen; monooxygenase activity. The coding region runs from base 292 to 1815 and encodes 507 amino acids.
CGAUCCCCGAAUCCCUCCCCCACCAGCGAUUGCUUGGGAAUCUCGCACAUAUGAUUUGCUCGCCCUAUUUCGAGGCUGCAGGCUGCCGGCUUCCCCGAGGGCCUCGGCCUGGACUGCCAAGGGGAGACAGUGCCAUUUCACCUGUGUACUGAGCUUUUGGAGUUGGGACCAGUUGAAAAGGCAGCCAUCAUUUCUAAAUUCAUCUCGACUUGAAUCUUCACGACUGCAGACUCUUUGUCACCGGCAGCUUGAGAUUCGCAGAGGACUCUACCUCUUGAUACCGAGAAAGAAAUGGGCAUCUUAACUGAUCAUGCAGCCUGGACGCAGCCCUCGCUGUCAUCCUCGUCUGUCCAAGUCGUGGUGCUGCUUCUAUUCCUCGCCGGCUUGACCGAGGCAGCAUUGCUCCUCUUCUCCAAAAUCCGCCACUUUCCUGGGCCUAUUUGGGCUAAGCUGUCCUCAUUUUGGCUUGCUUGGCAAUGCCGCAACACGCGGCGUUCGCAGGCCGUCAUGGAGCAACACAAGAAAUACGGAGACUUUGUUCGAAUUGCCCCCAACCACAUUUCCAUCAACAAUUCGGCGGCUGUUGCCGAAAUUUAUGGCCACAAGACAGGCUUCACGAAGAGCGAAUUCUACGACGCCUUCAUGCAGGUGACACCGGUUGUCUUUACCGCCCGGGAUGUCGCAACGCAUGCGAGAAAGAGGAAAUAUAUGAAUCCGGCCUUCUCCGCACGUGCCUUGUCUGAUUUCGAGCCUCAUAUGGACGUGGAAUUGGUGAGGUGGAAGCAGCGGCUGCUCGGAAUGCUCGACGAGUCAAGGGCAGGGUCAGAGGCACGCAUCGACUUUUCUACGUGGACAAAUUAUCUGGCUUUUGAUGUGAUCGGAAGCUUCGCCUUUGGAAGAUCGUUUGGUUUUGUCGAGAAGGGCAACGAUCCGUAUAACCUCAUUUCGACAAUCGAUGUCCGUGGAGAGGUCCUCAAUGCUCUCGGAACCAUUCCUCCUUGGAUGAGACCCUACAUGAAAUACAACUACUUGGAUUCCUUCUGGAGUUCUGGGUUGAGAGCUACGGCUAACCUUGAGAAGAUUGGACGCGAGGCAUAUCGCCAUCGCAAGGAAGAGUCUACCCAGGAGCGCAAGGACCUCUUGAGUUUCCUCUUUGCCGCCACGGACAGCGGAACUAAAGAGCCAAUCCAGGAGGAGGAAAUUGUUGCGGAAUCCAUCAGCUUCAUCGUGGGCGGGAGCGACACUACGAGCAGCACCAUGACGAAUUUCAUUGACAUUGUCUCUCGCGAUCGGGCAUUGCAAACAAGACUCCAGCAAGAGAUUGAUGCAGCAUAUCCCGGCGAGAAAGACGCUUCCUGGGUUCCUGCUGAUAAGGAGGUCUCCAGACUCCCGUUCUUGGUUGCUGUCCUGCGAGAAGUAAUGCGCUUCCGGCCGACAAGCGCAACCGGCUUGGAACGCGUAACCCCUAAAGGAGGAAGGGUCUUGGCUGGGAAAUUCAUCCCCGAAAUGACGGUCGUCAGCGUACCAACAUGUGGCGUCAUGAUGGAUCCGAACCUAUUCAAAUCACCGACAGAAUUUAGACCGGACAGGUGGCUCGAACCAGAGGCUGACAAACUCCUCGACUGCUUCUUCCCAUUUUCCACUGGGCCUCGCGCCUGCAUCGGAAGGAACUUUGCUUGGAUGGAGAUUCUGAAAGCUGUGGUCUUGGUGUUUAAGCAUUUUGACGUUGAGAGACUGAAUGACAACCCCACGAUAAUCAAGGAAGGGUUUUUUAACAAGGCUAGUGAGUGUGAGGUGAGAAUCCGGAAGCGCUGAAGAUCAAAUUAGAUGAUAUUAAAUCAAGG